This is a messenger RNA of Abrus precatorius (Indian licorice), 2067 nucleotides long. RefSeq names its product L-type lectin-domain containing receptor kinase IX.1-like. The transcript has a single exon. Bases 1 to 2067 code for a protein of 688 amino acids. Gene Ontology annotation, biological process: protein phosphorylation. The record is from RefSeq and is a predicted model, not a curated record. Lineage: Eukaryota; Viridiplantae; Streptophyta; Magnoliopsida; Fabales; Fabaceae. Gene Ontology annotation, molecular function: ATP binding; carbohydrate binding; protein kinase activity. Gene Ontology annotation, cellular component: plasma membrane.
AUGGCUGCUUGCCAUGUUGGUCUCAAUGCAACCAACCAUUUAUUAUGUUAUGCAAUGGAAAUCAUUUUGUUGCUCCAUAUGAUUACUUGUGUAAACUCACUUUCAUUUCAUCACCAAGGCUUUGAUUAUGAAGAUGUCAGGAUUAAAGGAGAUGCCACUUUGUCACAUUCAAAAAUUGAACUCACUUCAACCACAAGAUACCAAAGCAACGCUUACAGUGUUGGGAGGGUCACAAGUUUUGAGCCUUUGCACCUGUGGGACAUGAGAUCAAGUGAACUCGCAGACUUCACUACUGAAUUUUCCUUUAUCAUUUUCUCAAAUGAGACUAGUUUUGGAGAUGGAUUUGCAUUUUUCUUUGCAGAUCCAAAGCUGCCACUUUUAAGUAAAAUAAAAGAAGGAGGUGGUCUUGGUCUUGUGGAUGGUGACCAAACAUUGAAGUCAACUAAGCAUCCAUUUGUAGCAGUGGAGUUUGACACUCACCAAAAUACAUGGGAUCCACCCGGCACUCAUGUGGGUAUAAACAUCAACUCUAUGAUGUCAAGCAUAAAUGCGCCAUGGUAUGUUGAUAUUAGGCAAAUGAAAGUUUAUUAUUGUGGAAUUGAGUACAAUGGCAGUUCUCAUAAUUUAAACGUGUCUUUCACUGGUUACAUCGAUGGCAAGACAGUAAAAGAUUACAUUUCAUACACCGUUGAUUUGAGAGAUUACCUGCCAGAGUGGGUUAUUUUUGGCUUCUCAGCUGCUACAGGAAUUAUGUUUGAGAUGAACACACUGCUGUCAUGGUCAUUCGAUUCAAGUUUACAAAGUAAUGAGAAUGUGCCAAAUGAUAUACCUCCAAUGGCAGCCUCACCAAUCCCAAAUCUCCACCCUUCACCAGUCCCAAAUCCUAAUUCUUUACCAAUUCCAAGUGCUGAUAUUAGCCCUAAACAAGAUAACCAAAGAGGUUUUUUUAUGAGGUUAGGAGUUGGUGUAGGUAUAGCUGCGAGUUUUCUCAUUUUGGGGUUGGUUUGUAGUUUAAUGUGGAAAAGGGCUAAAGGGAAAAAGAAAGAUUCACUUUAUGAUUUGAACAUGGAUGAUGAAUUCCAAAAGGGCAUUGGACCUAAGAGAUUUUGCUAUAAAACACUGGCAAGUGCAACAAAUAACUUUGCAGAGGCACAAAAGAUUGGACAAGGUGGUUUUGGUGGUGUUUACAAAGGCUAUUUGAAAUAUGACAACUCCUUUGUUGCUAUAAAGAAGAUAUCAAGAGAGUCCCGGCAAGGAAUAAAGGAAUAUGCAACUGAAGUUAAGAUCAUUAGCCAGCUGAGGCAUAGGAAUUUAGUCCAAUUAAUUGGUUGGUGCCACAGGAAGAAAGAUUUCCUCCUUAUAUAUGAAUUCAUGCAAAAUGGUAGCUUAGAUUCCCACCUAUAUCAUGGAAAAAGCAUCUUGACAUGGCAGAUGAGGUACGACAUUGCAAUGGACUUAGCCUUGGCAGUGUUAUACCUUCAUGAAGAAUGGGAGCAGUGUGUGCUUCAUAGGGACAUUAAGUCCAGCAACAUUAUGCUGGACUCUAGUUUCAAUGCUAAGCUUGGAGAUUUUGGCUUAGCUAGGCUAGUGGAUCAUGAGAAAGGUGCACAAACCACAAUUCUAGCAGGGACCAGGGGCUACAUAGCCCCUGAAUAUUUCACUACAGGGAAGGCUAAGAAGGAAUCUGAUAUAUACAGUUUUGGGGUUGUUUUAUUGGAGUUGGCCAGUGGAAUAAAACCAGUAGACCUUAAAGCCAAGGAGGGUCAAAUAACCAUAUUUGAGUGGGUUUGGGAGCUUUAUAGAUUAGAACAGUUCUUUGAUGCAGCAGACCCAAAACUUGGGGGAGCAUUUCAGGAGGAGCAACUGGAACGUUUGCUUGUUGUUGGCCUCUGGUGUGCCAAUCCAGAUUAUACAUCCAGGCCAUCUAUAAGGCAAGUGAUUCAAGUGCUCAAGUUUGAAGCUCCUUUACCUGUUCUCCCACAAAAGAUGCCUGAGCCAUAUUACCAUUCUCCCACAAUGAGUACUGUUUUUGCUUCAGUUUCUUCUCCCUAUCCAGAUACAUAUUAG